This is a messenger RNA of Sciurus carolinensis (gray squirrel), 2425 nucleotides long. It is a transcript of the gene Lrrc4, whose product is annotated as leucine rich repeat containing 4. Gene Ontology annotation, cellular component: glutamatergic synapse; postsynaptic density membrane; plasma membrane. Gene Ontology annotation, biological process: modulation of chemical synaptic transmission; synaptic membrane adhesion; postsynaptic density protein 95 clustering. The transcript is spliced from 2 exons. The record is from RefSeq and is a predicted model, not a curated record. NCBI's taxonomy places the organism in Eukaryota, Metazoa, Chordata, Mammalia, Rodentia, Sciuridae. Gene Ontology annotation, molecular function: protein binding. The coding region runs from base 242 to 2200 and encodes 652 amino acids.
CUCCCCUCUGCCCUCCCCACCCCCACCACUUCCCCCUUUUGUUAAUUAAAAACUAAGAAGUCGGAAUGGGAACGAGGUGCCCGGCUCCCAUGGAAAAAGCUUGAGGACACCACGACAGUUCUUUACUGCCUUCCUUCCGAGAUGGAAAGAGGAGCUUCUAGCUCACUUAAGCCGGGGUAGGGCUGGUUCUCCUUUCCGAGCCAAAAUCCCAGGCGAUGGUGAAUUAUGAACGUGCCACACCAUGAAGCUCUUGUGGCAGGUAACUGUGCACCACACCUGGAAUGCCGUCCUGCUCCCCGUCGUCUACCUCGCGGCGCAAGUGUGGAUUCUGUGUGCAGCCAUCGCUGCUGCCGCUUCAGCCGGGCCCCAGAACUGCCCCUCCGUCUGCUCCUGCAGUAACCAGUUCAGCAAGGUGGUGUGCACCCGCAGGGGCCUCUCCGAGGUCCCCCAGGGCAUUCCCUCCAACACCCGGUACCUCAACCUCAUGGAAAACAACAUCCAGAUGAUUCAGGCUGACACCUUCAGACACCUCCACCACCUGGAGGUCCUGCAGCUGGGCAGGAACUCCAUCCGGCAGAUCGAGGUGGGGGCUUUCAACGGCCUGGCCAGCCUCAAUACCCUGGAGCUGUUUGACAAUUGGCUGACCGUCAUCCCCAGUGGAGCCUUUGAGUACCUGUCCAAGCUGCGGGAGCUUUGGCUUCGCAACAACCCCAUAGAGAGCAUCCCCUCUUACGCCUUCAACCGAGUGCCCUCCCUCAUGCGCCUGGACUUAGGGGAACUCAAGAAGCUGGAGUAUAUCUCUGAGGGGGCUUUUGAGGGGCUGUUCAACCUCAAGUACCUGAACUUGGGCAUGUGCAACAUUAAAGAUAUGCCCAAUCUCACACCCCUGGUGGGGCUGGAGGAGCUGGAGAUGUCAGGGAACCACUUCCCUGAGAUCAGGCCUGGCUCCUUCCAUGGCCUAAGCUCCCUCAAGAAGCUGUGGGUCAUGAACUCACAGGUCAGCUUGAUUGAGCGGAAUGCUUUUGAUGGGCUGGCCUCACUUGUGGAACUCAACCUGGCCCACAAUAACCUCUCUUCUUUGCCCCAUGACCUCUUCACCCCACUGAGGUACCUGGUGGAGUUGCACCUGCACCACAAUCCUUGGAACUGUGAUUGUGACAUUUUGUGGCUUGCCUGGUGGCUUCGGGAGUAUAUACCCACCAAUUCCACCUGCUGUGGCCGUUGUCAUGCUCCCAUGCACAUGCGAGGCCGCUACCUGGUGGAGGUGGAUCAGGCUUCCUUUCAGUGCUCCGCCCCCUUUAUCAUGGAUGCACCUCGGGACCUCAAUAUCUCUGAGAGUCGAAUGGCAGAACUUAAGUGUCGGACUCCCCCUAUGUCCUCUGUGAAGUGGUUGCUGCCCAAUGGGACAGUGCUCAGCCACGCCUCCCGCCACCCAAGGAUCUCUGUCCUCAAUGAUGGCACCUUGAACUUUUCCUAUGUGCUGCUCUCAGACACUGGGGUAUACACAUGCAUGGUGACCAAUGUGGCAGGCAACUCCAAUGCCUCGGCCUACCUCAAUGUGAGUGCGGCCGAGCUCAACACCUCCAACUACAGCUUCUUUACCACAGUAACAGUGGAGACCACAGAGAUCUCACCUGAGGACACAACGCGAAAGUACAAGCCUGUUCCUACCACGUCCACUGGUUACCAGCCGGCAUAUACCACCUCUACCACGGUGCUCAUUCAGACCACCCGUGUGCCCAAGCAGGUGCCAGUACCCGCGACAGACACCACUGACAAGAUGCAGACCAGCCUGGAUGAAGUCAUGAAGACCACCAAGAUCAUCAUUGGCUGCUUUGUGGCAGUGACUCUGCUAGCUGCUGCCAUGUUGAUUGUCUUCUAUAAACUUCGUAAGCGGCACCAGCAGCGGAGUACAGUCACGGCUGCCCGGACAGUUGAGAUUAUCCAGGUGGAUGAAGACAUCCCAGCAGCGGCAUCUUCAGCAGCAACAGCAGCUCCAUCCGGUGUAUCAGGUGAGGGGGCAGUAGUGCUGCCCACAAUUCAUGACCAUAUUAACUACAACACCUACAAACCAGCACAUGGGGCCCACUGGACAGAAAACAGCUUGGGGAACUCUCUGCACCCCACAGUCACCACUAUUUCUGAACCUUAUAUAAUUCAGACCCAUACCAAGGACAAGGUACAGGAAACUCAAAUAUGACUUCCCCUCCCCAAAAAACUUAUAAAAUGCAAUAGAAUGCACAUACAUAACAAAAAAGACAGCAACUUUUGUACAGAGUGGGGAGAGACUUUUUCUUGUAUAUGCUUAUAUAUUAAAUCUAUGGGCUGGUUAAAAAAAAAAACAGAUUAUAUUAAAAUUUAAAAACAAAAAAUCAAAACAAAACUAUUUUCUAACUUGUAAGUUCUAUUUAAAGGGGGAGGGAGG